Lathyrus oleraceus (garden pea) is the source of this 2526-nucleotide messenger RNA. RefSeq names its product LEAF RUST 10 DISEASE-RESISTANCE LOCUS RECEPTOR-LIKE PROTEIN KINASE-like 1.2. Bases 402 to 2354 code for a protein of 650 amino acids. Gene Ontology annotation, molecular function: polysaccharide binding; protein kinase activity; ATP binding. NCBI's taxonomy places the organism in Eukaryota, Viridiplantae, Streptophyta, Magnoliopsida, Fabales, Fabaceae. The transcript is spliced from 5 exons. Gene Ontology annotation, biological process: protein phosphorylation. The record is from RefSeq and is a predicted model, not a curated record.
UUUUUUUAAUUGUUAUGUUUUGAACUUAAACACAAUUUGAAUCCUAAUUUACCAUCUUCAUGAUAGAGCUGUCUUACCAUGAUGAUGUCUUGCAUAUGGCGUUAUGCAUGCUACUAAUUUGCAUAACUCUGCUUUCUGGUGUGGCCUUAAUGGGCUGUGGUCUAAUGUUAUUUUUUUCUUCUUGUUAUCGCAUGUCCCCUUUUAACUUCAGGUUGUAUUCUAUUCAGCAUCUUAAUAUCUCAGUCUUAUCAGCUAAGAGUUGUACUACCACUACAUUUGAGAUAAAUAACUCUGGGUCAGUAGAUCAUUGAAGAACAAAGUGUUCUGACAAAUAAAUAUCUAACUUUCAGAUAAAAAUAAUUGAGUUGCAGGAUACAGGUUCUAAUUACACCAAAGUCAAUAUGAACAAAUACUCUUCUCAGAUAUCAUUAACUUUUUAUUUCAUCAACACUUUUCUUUUAUUCCCCCUACUCUUGAGCCAAUUCUAUGGUACCGCAGAUGAGAUGUACACAUCUUGUGAACCUUUUAACUGCGGUAAUUUCGUUAAUAUAACUUAUCCAUUCUGGAACUAUAACACCCAACCUAGCUAUUGUGGACACCCUAAGUUUAUGCUUGACUGCCAAGAUGGAAGCUUGACUAUGGAAAUCAAAUACCAAAAGUUUCACAUCCUUCGUAUAGAUCAAGCCUCUCAAAUUUUGAGGAUUGCAAGGGAAGAUAUUUGGGAUUUUAUUUCAGGGGAUAUAGAGCUUUGUCCCAAACAUUAUACUAACGUGGAUAUAGAUUUUCAUUUCUUCAAUUACACUUCCAACAAUAAAAUGUAUAUUAUGUUGUACGAGUGUGGUCCUCUUCCAGAUUCAUACUAUUCUCCCUCGAAUCAAGAUAAUUUUGAAGUAACGUCUUGUGAUAUAGAAGGAAAAAUUCAAAUUAUAUACAUAGUAUCAAGUGCCAAAUUGACUGAUUUUAGUGUCAUGAAGUGUAAGAAUAGUAUCACGGUUCCCGGAAAAACGAAUUCUUUGAAAAACAAUUCAGGAGUUGCAAAGAGUGUUUUAGAUGACGGAUUCGAAGUGAGAUGGAAUGGUGUGGGAGAUGACACCUGUCAUAAUUGCAUAAAACAUGGAGGGAGAUGUGGAUACAAAAGGGCAGAAAAUGCAGUUAUGUGUCUCUCAAAGGAUCCAAAAGGAAAAUGGAAUUGGAAAAUGAAACUCACUGCUGGUGUUAUUUCUUCUGUGUUGGCAACACUUGUUAUCCUCGCAUCCAUAUAUAUUUAUAGGCGCCGCAGUAAUAAUAGUCAUGUUGAGUCCUAUAUACAGUCUCCUAGCAUCUCCUUGCAACCAUCUAAACGGAUUAGCAAAAGUAAAAACUUUGGAGUCGAGCAUUUCGUCUUUGAAGAUCUUGAUGUGGCCACAGAGUAUUUCAGCAUUGACAACAGACUAGGAGAUGGAGGCAGUGCAGAAGUAUUUUAUGGAAAACUACUAGAUGGGCGUCAAGUGGCGGUGAAAAGACUUUUUGAAUACAGCAUAAAUAAAGAGAAACAAUUUCUCAACGAAGUAGAAAUACUAGCCAGGGUUGUGCAUCCCAAUCUCGUGUUGUUAUAUGGUUGCACAUCACUAAUAAGCCGUGAAGCUAUGAUUGUCUACGAGUAUGUUUCUAAUGGAAGUUUGUAUGAUCAUCUUCAUGGUAACAAAGCAACAUCUGAGAAACUUCCUUGGAAUAUUAGGAUGAGGAUUGCUGUGGAGACUGCAGAUGCAUUGAAUUAUCUUCAUGCUUCUAAUAUCGUCCACAGAGAUAUUAAAUCGAGUAAUAUUCUUUUAAAUGCCGAAUGUCAUGUCAAAGUAGCAGAUUUUGGACUCUCCCGCAUCUUUCCAAUUGAUAAAAGUCGUGUUUUAACAACUCCAAAAGGGACUUCAGGCUAUUUAGAUCCCGAGUACAAUAAAACUCAGGAGCUUACUUAUAAAAGUGAUGUCUUUAGUUUUGGAGUGGUGCUGAUAGAGCUAAUAACAUGUUUGCGUGCUUAUGAUAUCAGCAGAAAGAAGGAGGAUGUGGUUCUGUACGAAAUGGCUAUGAACAAAUUUCAAAAUCAAACUUUGACUGACAUUAUGGAUCAUACCCUCGAUUUUAAUUCAGAUUCCAAAGAAAAUCAAAUGAUUAAUGGUGUUGCCGAGUUAGCAUUUCGGUGUCUUCAAAUUUCUAGUCAUAUGAGACCAACUAUGGAAGAUGUGCUCCAAAACUUAGUGAAUAUUCAAGGUGUGAAUGAGAUCCAACCCGAAGCAGCUAGUAGUUCUAACCCUGAUGGUGAAAUAAAGUUAGUUAAUAAUGCUAGUAGUUCUACAAAGCAGAAAAACGCUAGUGUUUAGAGUUUGUUAUAAAACUCUGGUUCAGUUAGUAUUUAAUUAUAGUUGAUUCUUAGAUAGUUAGUUUAUUUCAUUAUUUUGGAAAACUUUAUGUAUAUAUGUAGGGAUUGAUCCCAUUCUAUCAUUUGGUCAAGUUUUAUUAUGAAUGAGAAUUACAAACUGUUAUUUUCUCUCA